Molecule: messenger RNA, 3598 nt
Organism: Lutzomyia longipalpis
Lineage: Eukaryota; Metazoa; Arthropoda; Insecta; Diptera; Psychodidae
Gene: sv
Product: paired box protein Pax-5
Exons: 12
Coding region: 108-1955 (615 amino acids)
Biological process (GO): regulation of transcription by RNA polymerase II; anatomical structure development
Molecular function (GO): DNA-binding transcription factor activity, RNA polymerase II-specific; RNA polymerase II cis-regulatory region sequence-specific DNA binding
Source: RefSeq, a predicted model, not a curated record
AGUAGGAAAGAAGAUCCCCAAAGAUCAAUUUGCGUUUAUUUUGGGGGUUUCUGGAAAUAUUAGUUUUAAGCCGACAAUGUGACGUGUAAAGUGGCGCCAAGUGGAUUAUGAUCAGCAUGGAACUUCAGCCGACGUCGGUGCACAUGGCGCACCUAAACACCGCGCAACAGGGAGCCGCAGUAUCGGCUCCACAUCACCUACAUCAUCCCCAUUCGCAGCACCCUCAUAUGCAGCCACAGCAGGGCCAACCUGCAGAUGGUAUAAUGCAACAAAUUCAUCAACCUAUGCAGCAGGAAGACAAACCAAAGAAAGAAGUUCACUCCGUACAGGGAUCCAUGGGAAGUGGUGGAGAUGGUCACGGGGGAGUCAAUCAGCUUGGUGGAGUUUUUGUGAAUGGACGCCCCCUACCCGAUGUUGUUAGACAACGAAUAGUUGAACUUGCACACAACGGAGUUCGACCCUGUGAUAUUUCACGCCAACUGAGGGUCAGUCACGGCUGUGUUUCCAAAAUUCUGUCCAGAUACUACGAGACGGGCAGCUUCAAGGCAGGAGUGAUUGGUGGAUCAAAGCCCAAAGUAGCAACACCGCCUGUUGUGGACGCUAUUGCCAACUACAAACGCGAAAAUCCCACCAUGUUUGCGUGGGAGAUCCGGGAUAGAUUGCUAGCUGAGGGAAUCUGCUCUCAGGACAACGUUCCCAGUGUAUCAUCAAUCAACCGAAUUGUAAGGAAUAAGGCUGCCGAAAAGGCGAAACAUGUUCAUCAUCAGCAAACAAAUCAACAAACGACGCCAAGUGGCGCCACAUCGACAAGCGGAACAGCGAGUGCGACAACAAAUGUUUCCGUGAUCACGCACGCGACUUCCGCCAUUAUACAACCCCAGACACCGGGCUCAAUGGCAGCCAAUGGGCAGCAGGAUCGCUCAUCUGGGUACAGCAUUAAUGGGAUCCUCGGGAUCCAACAUACGACAGACCCCAACGGCAAUAGUAUCAAGAGGAAAAGAAUGGAUGAUCACGAUGAGAAUCGGGAUAUCAACAUGCAUAGCGCUGCAUCGGAUGAGGAUCUCAAACGGCAUCGACUCCACUACAAUGGGGAGCAGCUGUAUACAAAUCAGAUAUGGUCCGGGAAAUGGUGCAUUAAGGAUGAGCACAAGUUAUUGUCGGAACUAGGUAAUACGGGUGGUGGGACACAAGCAAAUGGAUCUGGUGGGACAGGCAAUAGUUACUAUGAAGGACAUGGAAGUUUUCCCAAUACCAGCUCCGAUACCGUCCUCUACGAUACCAUAACGACCAUUACCCAAGCUCAGAGUUCACUCUACACCCCCUCAAUUGGAGCUACAAUUGCCAAUUCAAUUACCCCCUUGGCCCCAAUUGCAAUGCAAGAAAUGAAACUCAGUGCUGGGAAUCUCAUUGAUCCCUCCAUGUCACCCUAUCAGAUCUCAGUCACAAUCGGACAAUUUCUCAGCACGCACUUAGAGCACACAGUGUGGAUUCUAGGGGUCACCAUUCGACUCUCAUCUUACCCACAAAAAAAAAUUCAUCCCAUCCCGAUAAAUGCAGCAAAUCAAGAUGGCGCGGGUGUUGUCCAUCAAUUCGGACCCUUGGGUCACAUUGGAGUUGUUAUGAGCAGUGAAACAGCCGGUAAUGCAUCCCCAGAUCUCCCAAUGACCCUCGUUGCUCCUGAGGGUCAGGACAAUUGUUCACCGGCAAAUACAAAUGGCCAGAGUCAGGAACCAGACGAUCAUGAUUCCUCCCUCAUCGUCUUGCAACCCACAACCCCAGGCUACUCAACGAUGCUUCCCAGUUUCACGCACUAUCCCCAAGGAGCAGCUGCUUCAGUAGUACCAAGUUCUGACUACGCAUACAGCUCAUCUGCCGCUUAUCAGCAAUAUGGCGGAGCGCCGUAUUCGUCCUAUACUUAUGGUUCUAGUGCACCUGGGGGACUUCUUAGUAAAUGAAGGGAGAAAUUCUACGUUCUAGCCCUUGUCUCUCGCUGCAGAUAUCGUCCAACGACAUCCUCGACAACGACAAUGGCGCCCAUCGACGCUCAAUACUCGGAUGGAAUCUCAAGGAAUCAGAGGCAUCCUGUGGACCUCUUGAGCAAUUCUCUGCAAAACGCAUCGAUAGUUUAGUUUUAUUUUAUUAUUAUUAUUAUUUACUUAAUGAAUACUUAUUAUUUUAUAUUAUAUAUACUGCAUUAUUGUUUAAGAAUGAAAGGGGGAGUGAGACAUGUCAUUCGCUUUAGAGCAUAUCGGAGACCAGAUGCAUUUCGACGCCUUUUCGCGGUUAAUUAAAGAAAAAUAAAUAAAAUAAAUAAACUCUCAAAUUUUUCUUGAGAUCUAACAUAAAAAAUAUUUCACUAUUUUAUACUCAAGUGUGAAACUUACAAAGAAUCAAACAAGAACUUUUGUGAAGCACAAUUCCUUUUUCUCAAUACCGCUGAGAACAUUGAAACUCAAUAUAUAAUUUAUAAUAUAAAAUGUAAUUUUUUUUCUCAAUAACACCAAAGCUAUCGAUAUUUUUUUAAUGUUAAUCUUUAAUUAGUUUUUAAGGGGAUUUAUUUAUUUUUGAUUUACAAUCUUUUUUUUAAUGAGAUUGAAAGGCAAUUUGAGAAAAGCAAAAAAAAAAAGGAGAUGAUUGCAAUCUCAUGUGAAUAGAAAAUAUUAUUAAUAAUUUAAUUAAAUAGCUUUUAGAUAUUUUUUUUCUUUUAGAAUCACAUCAAUUCUGUGCAGCUUAAGUUCUAAAAAAAAACGAAAAGAAAAGAAAUGGAACCCAACCAAUUUUCACAUGAGAAUACAUAAUUUAAAGAAAGAAAAAAUCUUGUGCGAAUGAUUUCUCAACCAAAGAAGCAUGCAAUUUUAUAAUUUAAAAAAAAAAGAAACAAGUAAAAAGACAAAUCUUAAAGUUAAAAGUGAUUAUUGUUCUCUCAAAGAUAAAAUCUGCGCGUAAAAAAAAACCAAAAUGCACUGCAAGAGAGCCUCUUUGUGUUAAGAAUAAUUUUUAUAUGUUUAAAAAUUUCUAUAUUUUUUUAUAUAAUUAUUAUUUUAGUCUUUUUUUUUUAAUCUACCUUUGCUAUUUAAGUAAUAAUUGAAAACCAUUGUAAACUCAAAACAAAAUGGUAUUAAAUUAAAAAAACCCACGAAGCCAAGACUAAAAAACCAAAAUAUUUAACAAAGCGAGUCUUCAUGAGAUUUGAUGCCAAAGAUUGAGCAAUAGUGGGAGAGUCUUGGCAUCGCAGUGCUAAAAAAAAGAAAAACAAAACUAAAGAGAAAAGAAUAAAAAAAAAUACAAGAAAUUGGCAUUUGAAAGAAAAAAGAAAAAUUUUUAAAAAGUCCGUAGAAAUUGAGAGAAAGAAAAAAAUAUCAAUUAAGAAUUCACACCACAAAACUGGUUUAGAAACGAUUUAAAGGUAAAGAAAAAUUUUCUAUUUAAUACAAUUUUACUUUAACAAAGAAAAAAAAGACAAGAAAACAAGAAAAACUGAAAGAAAACUGAUAAAAGUAAAACUUAGAAAAGAGAUAGAACCCAAGAAAUUAUUAUGUAAGAAAAAUCCCAUUGAUUAUAUAUAUUGUAUAUUUAUUAAAAACAAAUUCUCACUGUC